Phoenix dactylifera (date palm) is the source of this 919-nucleotide messenger RNA. Its product is annotated as pathogenesis-related protein 1-like. Gene Ontology annotation, molecular function: signaling receptor activity; protein phosphatase inhibitor activity; abscisic acid binding. Gene Ontology annotation, biological process: abscisic acid-activated signaling pathway; defense response. The record is from RefSeq and is a predicted model, not a curated record. Gene Ontology annotation, cellular component: cytoplasm; nucleus. NCBI's taxonomy places the organism in Eukaryota, Viridiplantae, Streptophyta, Magnoliopsida, Arecales, Arecaceae.
CGCUGCCCAAAUUUGAAUAGACGAGCACGCAUGCUUCUUCGUUCCAUACCUACCAUUCCACACAAACCCUCUAUAAAACCCCCAACCUUUGCUCGCCAUUCUCCAUCUGGAAUUCACUCACCACAACUUAGCAGAAGAAGUGAAGCCCAAUAAAGAAUCCAAUUUAACCAUGAGUCUCCCGUGUUGGAACCUCGAGGUCGAGUCCCAAGCUCCCGCUCCAAGGUUGUUCAAGGCGGUCCUCGACUGGCACAACUUGGCCGCUAAGCUCCUGCCUGAUAUCAUCGUAAGCGCCGCCGGUGUCCAUGGUGAUGGUAGCGUCGGGAGUGUCAGGCAGAUCAACUUUACCUCAGCGAUGCCAUUUGGCUAUGUAAAGGAGCGCCUCGACUUUGUGGACUUCGAUAAGUUUGAGUGCAAGCACAGCCUGGUGGAAGGAGGCGAUCUUGGGAAGAAGAUCGAGUCAGCCUCAACCCAUUUCAAGUUCGAGAAAUCCAGCAAGGGAGGGUGCGUGUGCAAGGUGGUGACAACCUAUAAGCCAUUACCAGGAGUUGACAACAAGGAUGAGAUAGCCAAGGGAAAGGAAGCAGUGAUCGGGAUUAUCAAGGCUGCAGAGGCCUACCUCCUGGCCAACCCUGGUGCCUAUGCUUGAAGUGGUUAGUUCGGGUUUGAGUUCGUAUACCUGCUGGUGUGAGAACUAUAAUAAUCAAGAGCUUGCGUUUGGAGUGAGUGUUUGUGAGGUUGCAAUGGUUGCUUCAAUGCUUCCCUUUUCUACUGAGUGUCUCUGCAUGGUUUUCUAAAAUAGACAAUUAAAUAAAUAAACCAACCUGGUUUAGUGUGUUUGCUGCAUUUGUGAACCUUUUCACGAUGUCAUCCAAUUCAGAUAAAAGAAAUUGAAAAAAGUAUGGCCGUCCGGUCAAGUGCC